AUGGCAUCUUCAUCCAGCUCCGGCGCUCAGGACACGAGCUACGUCGAAAUGAACGACAAAAACGACGCCACCUUGAUUGGCAAGCACUGCGAGUACGACUACUGCAACCAGCUCGACUUCCUCCCCUUCCUCUGCCAGUCCUGCCGCAAGACAUACUGCCUCGACCACCGAACCGAGACUGCACACAAAUGCGCCAAGGCUGGCGAGUGGGCCGAGCGCAAGCGACUUGCGCAGCUGGCACAACCCUCCGUUGGCGCUGGCAAGACCCUACGGGACAAGGUGUCGCAGAAGCCCUGCGCCUCGCCAUCCUGCAACACCACCGUAGGGACAUCACUCACCCCCGGUGUACACUGCUCGAUAUGUAAUCGCGACUACUGCCUGAAACACCGACUGCAGGAGGACCAUGACUGCAAGAACCUGAUUCCAAUAGGCGCCCGGCCGGUGCAAAUAGACAUUGUGGCCCAGAGGACGAAGUCGGCCUUUGAAAGACUGAAAGCCUGGGGGUCGAGCAAGAAAGAGCAAGCGGGUCGAGCACUACCCAAGCCAAAGCCCAGUUCUGCGGCUGCGAGACUCGUAGCUGUCAACAACCUGAAGAAAACGGCCAAGGGCGAUGCCAAGGUUGCACCGGAGAAGCGCAUUUACCUGUUUGUCGAAGCAGAGGCCGAGACAGCGAAGGCCAAGUUUCCCAAGGGAGAGUUCUUCUACAGUCAAGAAUGGGUGGUCGGGCGUGUGCUUGACGCUGCGGCAAGGAGCCUCCAGGUCCAGAACAUCAACAACCAAAGCUCCAACGAGCUCGACAAGCUACGGGUCUUCCAUGUGGAAGGUGGGAGACUGCUGGAAUUCAAUGAGAAAGUCGGCGCAUCCUUGCAGAGUGGUAAUACCAUUGUUCUUCUUCGAGGCGUGGGACCGCCAGCUGAUCUGAUUGACGUAUGA
Messenger RNA from Clonostachys rhizophaga, 933 nucleotides. Lineage: Eukaryota; Fungi; Ascomycota; Sordariomycetes; Hypocreales; Bionectriaceae. The record is from the annotation of a GenBank genome assembly.